Musca vetustissima is the source of this 346-nucleotide messenger RNA. RefSeq names its product translin-like. The transcript has a single exon. Gene Ontology annotation, molecular function: sequence-specific DNA binding; RNA binding; single-stranded DNA binding. Lineage: Eukaryota; Metazoa; Arthropoda; Insecta; Diptera; Muscidae. The record is from RefSeq and is a predicted model, not a curated record. Bases 14 to 346 code for a protein of 110 amino acids. Gene Ontology annotation, biological process: RNA metabolic process. Gene Ontology annotation, cellular component: cytoplasm; nucleus.
UGAAGAUUAUCUAAUGGGCAUUUUACAAAUGGCUUCCGAGCUGUCACGUUUUGCCACCAACUCUGUGACAAUGGGUGAUUAUGAUCGCCCCCUGAAUAUAUCACGUUUCAUGGCCGAUCUGAAUGCCGGCUUUCGUUUGUUAAAUCUUAAAAAUGAUGGUCUACGCAAACGUUUCGAUGCUCUCAAAUAUGAUGUUAAGAAAAUCGAAGAAGUUGUCUACGAUAUUAGUAUAAGGGGUCUGCGUAAUGGUACGGUAGCGGGAGAUGAAGCCGCAGCAGUACCACCUACAGCUGAAGCUGUAGCAGCAGGUGAUGAUUGUCCGUUUGGUGAAAAUAAAACAGAAUAA